Poeciliopsis prolifica (blackstripe livebearer) is the source of this 7546-nucleotide messenger RNA. RefSeq names its product ephrin-B3b (gene efnb3b). Gene Ontology annotation, molecular function: ephrin receptor binding. Gene Ontology annotation, cellular component: plasma membrane. The transcript has 5 exons. Lineage: Eukaryota; Metazoa; Chordata; Actinopteri; Cyprinodontiformes; Poeciliidae. The coding region runs from base 1297 to 2316 and encodes 339 amino acids. Gene Ontology annotation, biological process: ephrin receptor signaling pathway; axon guidance. The record is from RefSeq and is a predicted model, not a curated record.
UGCCCCCCCGCCCCCUCCGAAACUAAAAAAGGAGGAGGAGAAUAGGAGGUCCGCUCUCCUCCCCUCUCCACGGAGAGCCUGGAAGAAUUGCGCUCGGUCCGUGCGCCCUGCCUUGCCAGUCGGAGGAUGGGGAUUUUUUUCCAUUCAUCCACGUCCCCUUUUCCCCUCCUCAUCCUCCGCCUCCUCUCAAACAAGCCAGUCGCUCUGUCAGUGCGCUGCGAGCAUUAGGGCGAGUCAAACCGGUGGGAUUUUUGAGGCGCGCAGACGGAUGAGAUAACUGCACGGAGAGCGCGCUCCUCGGGCCGUUUCGUUCCUGCGCUCCGUCGGAAAGACGUCCGAUGCCCGCUGAGUCGCAUCUUUAUUUUCUUCACCACUUCACAAGUUUCACGCCGGCCUGCGUGUGGCAUCGUUAGGAGGGACUCGCUUUUCCAGCUCUUUGGCUUGUUCCUGUCAGUUUUUUUUUGUCCUCUGAAUUUGCUCUCGGAUUAAUUUUCGAGCUGGAUCUUGGUUUCCUUUUUUUUUUUUUACUGUAGAAACGAACAUAUUUUGUGGAUUUACUGCCUCUGCAUUUUCUGGCAAAUAAAAGAGAAAGAGAAAGGAUUGUACUUGACUCCCUCAGCAUCAACACGUCUUUUUUUGUAUGAGGAUGGAGCUGUGGAUACAAGUGGCAUCUUUCUCGUUUUAAACACAUUCCCAGCUGUUUUUAUCUCUCUUUUGUCUUCGUCUCCUCAACAAAGUGACCAUAUUUAAAUUCGGCUGAGCCAGAUAUGCUCGGACGUGAGAGAACAAGGUAAUGGGAGAGAAAUCAGACAGAGAGAGCCAAAGAGAACAAGGGAACGUUGUUCAGCGAGGAAAACAGACAAUUAGGGCGCACAGAAAAGGCUUCUGCUUUCUGGAGGCGAUAAUCUAUUAAAAAAAAAGCCCAAUUCAGUGGAGAUCUGCUUGAGCCCUAGUGUGAGUGUUUUCUUUUUUUUUUUGUAAAGAAACUGUUUCUGGUGAGAAAUGAAUGGGGAAGUCACGGGAAUGGCUCUGAAAUAGUGCGCAGAAGAACCUGUCGAUUUGGAGACCAGGACGCACGGAUUGAACAAGUUUCUCCUCCAGCAUUCAGCAUUUCGGAUCCAUGUGGUUUUGCGCGGCUGGCUCCUUGAUCCCACUGUAACUCUGUAUGCCUUUAAUCCUGAUCGGUUGAUCCGUCCAUUGUUUUGAAGCGUCUAGCUGCAAAAAAAAAAAGGAAGAAAAAAAUUAUUGAAAGCAGCUCUGCGAGCCCCUCCGGCGAUUAUUGUUGCUUCCUUUUCGAUGGGGCCGCACAUGCUGGGUGUCAGGGUAGAGAUGGCGUGUCGAAGGAGCGGGAAUGGAUUGUGGGUCCUGCUGGUAUUCCUACUGGAUUUACUGGGAACCACCGCCAGCAACAUGGAGCCCAUCUACUGGAAUUCCAUGAACGAAAGGUUCAGUGACGACAAGGGCUACGUUCUCUACCCUCAGAUCGGGGACCGGCUGGACCUCAUCUGCCCCCCGCUGGACACCGCCCGCUCCACGCCGGAGUACGAGUUCUACAAGCUCUACCUCGUGUCGACGCGGGAGCAGGCGGACCACUGCGAGGUGAUGGGCACGCCCAACAUCGUGCUGACGUGCGACGAGCCCACACGGGAGCGCCGCUUCACCAUCAAGUUCCAGGAGUUCUCGCCGAACCUCUGGGGCCACGAGUUUAAGAGCAUGCACGACUACUACAUAAUCGCCACGUCGGAUGGGACGCGUCAAGGCCUGGACAGCAUUAGAGGAGGCGUGUGCGCUACGAAAGGCAUGAAGGUGGUCCUGAAAGUGGGACAGAACCCGUACGGACUGCCCCCGAAGAAGGAGCAGCAGCCAGAGGAACCCAUGACCAAAAGAGAGCAACGUGGAAACACCACCCGAGCUCGAAGGCCCUAUGUUGAUGAAGGCAACGGUGAAAACGGACCCCUCGAGUCAACCAACAUCGCCUUCAUCGCUGGUGUCGCAGGAGGCUCCGCCUUCCUCCUGCUGGUCACUGCCGUGAUCUGCGUCGUGUGCUACCGCCGCAGGCACGCCAAGCACUCCGACACGCACCACCCUCCUCUGUCGCUGUCGUCCCUCACCAGCCCCAAGCGCGGCGGUGGCGGCGGCAUCACCAGCUCCAACAACAACGGCUCAGAGCCCAGCGACAUCAUCAUCCCCCUGCGGACGUCGGACUCGGCCUACUGCCCGCACUACGAGAAGGUGAGCGGGGACUACGGGCACCCCGUCUACAUCGUCCAGGAGAUGCCGCCUCAGAGCCCGGCCAACAUUUACUACAAAGUAUGAGGCAGCCAUCUGGACACGAUCGCCUUCCUUCAACCACAACCAGCCAAUCACACCCAACAUCUCUUAAAUGAAGCCACUACAGAAUCUGCCAUCAUAGCUCCAAACUGGAUCGCCUCAGUAGUACCAGUAUUGUCCUUCGGAAACCCCCACCCUACUUGCCCUGGCCACUGUUGUGUUUCUAGCUGAAUAACCCCCCCUUCCUUCCAUAACCCUAUUUCACACAACUAGGCCAUUAAGUGUGAGUGAGGGGUUAUGUUGUAACCGCACAUAACCCUUCCUAACAAGGCCCUCAUGAUUGGGCAAGAGGCUCUGAAUUCCCUCUUCUUGUUAUCGCAGAGCCCCCCACCCUUUAACGUGCCACACACUUUUUUUUAAGAGUGUGAACAUGGUGUUGGGAUAUUUUAAAAGAAAAAAAAAAGCCUGAAAGGACUUUGAAAAGAGGACUACGCUCCUGGACCCACUUGGCACCAAUGAACUCUGAUUCUCAGAGAGCCACACCCGCCUUGCCCAGCACCCCACCCCCCUUUUAGAUCUCUAUCAUCCAAUCAGAGACGAGCCCCUUGCCGCUAACUCAACAAUAGCCUCCUAGUUUGUUCGUGUUUGUUUCAAUGGAGAAAACAGGCUUGGGGGGGGUUCUCGGACUCACACCCUGAGCCGACACCGGAUCCCCGGACGAGGUCUGACCAAUCGGUGACUCUCAGAAUCGUGUAUAUUUUAAUAAAGCGUGUGUUUGUGUGACUGUGCGCGAGCGUGCAAAACAGUUGGGUGAUAAUUAUGGCGAUGCUGCUGCCGCUCCACAUUAGAGUGCAGUUAGUGUGCUUCAGCAAGUUUGCAUACAUGUGAAUGUGUGUGUGUGCUUUUCUGUGUGUGCGUGUGAGUGUGUGUGUUCUUUAGACUUGUCUUAAAUACCAAAACACAAAAUAGUGAGCGAAUAUCAAAAAAGUGAGAUUUUUUAUGGCUAUCAACACUUAUAGAUUAUAUAUAUGAAUAUCCAGUAAAUAAUUUCUAGAUGUUUUUUAUUGGUUUAUUAUUUUUACCCACUCUGUUAAACUACACUUCUGUUUCUAAAUGUUUUUAUUUACUUUUUAUUUUUUGCCUAUUUCCUGCCCUUUUGCCUUUAUAUUUUGCAGUGCCUUGCAAAAGUAUUCACACCUCCCAAAAGUUUUCACGUUUUGUCACGUUGCAUCCAAAGACUUCAAUGUAUUUGUUAGGUUUAUAUGAAGAUAGACAAACGCAAAGGGCUACGUAAUUGAGAAGAGGAAGAUAAAGGAAGCAAUAUGAAGAUUCUGGCAUUUGUCUGAAUUCACCCUCAAUUACUCAUAUUUAAUAAAAUGCAGAACAACCCAUUUUAAGCCACAAACAUAUUUUCCUCCAGCAUUGCUCUGUAUUCAUCAUCAUCCAUCUUCCCACAAGAUGCAUCCCCAUCCCAGCGUGCAAAUGUUUUCACUUCUCCAUAAAAGCCAGACAUAGAAACCAGUAAUUUAAUAAGGAUCAAUAGUGCAGUAAAGUUUUGCAGCCAUUAAUAUAAACCAUUUCCCACUAAUGUUAGUCACAAAACCAAUGUCCUUUCUAAAUUUAAGAACGUUCCAUUAUGUGAUCCAUCUACCAAAAGCACCAAUUUAAUUCAGUUGUAUUCACAUAUCUGGCAAACAAUAAAUAUUACUGCCCCAUUGCCUAUUUCUAUUUCUGACUAUCAAGCUGCACAAAACCUGCAAAACCAGACAACUUCAAAAAAACGUAUCAUUGCAUGCACCAGCUGCAAGUAUUACAGUUUGCAAUUCUUAAAUCUAUGUGAAUAAACCGUAUAGCAGGGACAAUUGUCUGUUUGUGGCUCAGUAUUCACACAUUACUGUAUAUUUGGUGCACAAUGAAGCUCACACACAUAAACUUAUUAAAAUAGCCAUUUAUAAGCUUCUUCAGAAGGAGGUUUCAGAAAUGUUAGCUAUUCGCAGGCAGCAGUGUUUGGCUGUAAUAACUUUAUUGGCAAAAUAUUAAAUUGAUGGCUCAAAAACUGGCAAGUUAUUGCCUUAUUGGCUUAAUGGCCAAAAUAAUUAUGUUAUCGAUCAGUAUUGUAUCGCUGGUAAGCAAAUUGAGGAUUGUGUGGAUAAUAGUUGUCGAUUCUGUAGAAGAGUUAAAGCAGCUUGACUUUGAAGGUUUGCAGUCAUGCAGUGUGUUGUAUCGGUCUAUCAAUGUGUUGACGUUUGGGGUUGUGUUGUGACAAAACGUGAAAAAGUUCAGACGGUAUGGAAACGUUUGCUGGACGCUGUACAUUAACUAAAAUCCCUGGUUUUUUGGAAGUUGUUUCUCUGUUUUCAUUCUCUCCCUCCUCCUCCCGCCCGAGGUCAACUCUGUGUAUAUUUUUAUAGCUCAUCGUACUAUGCUGUAGUUUUGAGGUCUAGACCUCAUUUUUGUGGAAGUGUUGAGGUAGAACCAUCAAUGAAAGUUUUUCUGUUAUUUUUUUUCUUUCGUUUUAAAAGGCAGACGUAAAAGAAGCUGGGGUAGGGGCGGGGUGGUGGUGAUGGAGGACGGGGAAGGGGAAAGGUAAAGAGAGAGAGAGGACGACUUGAAAAAAGAAGAACAAAGAAGAGAGAGAGCGCUGUCUUGGGAGGAGGAAUAAAGCGGCGUUUGAAUGCAGAACUUUAAGGAAAAGAAAAAAAACGAGCGGGAGGGAGAUGAGGAAAGACGAGACUGUGAAGCAAACAGGAAAAAAAUAGGAGCAGCAGGAGUAGUAGAUGAAGGAUCCAGUAGAAGGAAGGAAGGAUGGAUGGACGGAGAGCACAUGAAAGAGUGGCUGGCGAAGAGGAGAACCCUCUGAGGUGCUGGACUGUCAGCCAAAAAAAAAAAAAGAGAGAAAAAUCCUGCAAAAAAACGGACUUUCGGAGGAGUUGAACUCUACACGCACGCAAAACAUCCACACACACACAUCCACUGUGACUCCGGCACGUUUCGGAUGCGUUCCUCUCUUUCUCCCGCCAAAAUUUUGUGUUGAAACACGCACACACACACACACGCUCUCAGAUCUCACACUGUUUUUUAACGACUGCCGAGCAACAUUCUGCAAACACGCUCACCCACACUCAACAUAAGAAAACGUUGCUUUCGUCUGAUCUGUGUUCCUGUGAAUCACCUGACGGACGGGGAAGGGAUUUAAAAAAGAAAAAAAGAUUGAUUGUGCUGUGUUUUCCUCCCUCCUUCACACACACAUACAUACAUAAACACACACCAGUGCCCUGCACCUCGACCUCAGAGAGCAGCAGCCCGUCGCUGUGUGGGGAGGUGCUUUAUGUUCACCUUGUGCAUACUAAUAAAGCUGUUUUUGUGUUGCUCAGACAUGUUUUUUGGCUUAUGUGUAAAACCGCGGAGAGCUUAUGCUUUUUUCUUUUUCUUUUCAACUUUGUGCAGACACAUGAAGACUCCAGUGUUAUUGCCAUGUUUCCUGUGUGAAGCCAGUGUUAAAAAUCUGAACCUUUCCACAUUUCUCAGCCGUGUUUUUGUAUCAGUAUCAUAUAAUCCUUCAUACCUAAGUGUCGCAUUCGUCUAAAAUGACUUUGUUCCACACAUGACGAUGUUUCUUUUUUAUUUUCUUCUUCUUUAAUACCACGGAGGAGUUUGGAUUGUAUUUUGACUGUAUUAAAAUUGAUUUUGGAAAAACAAAAAGACAGAGAGAGGGGGGAAAAGCACCUCAAAUUCUCCUUUUUUUGUAUAAUGAUCAAUAAUUUCUUUCCUUUUUUUAAUGAAUGAUGUUUAAGUACUUCAAAGGAAUCCUCCAAGCCAAAUGAAGUGUCUGUUAUUCUCUGGAAUUACAAAAUUUGACUAAGAAAGGGGGAAUGGUUAAAAUUUCUGAACUCAAAUGAAACAACAAAAAAAUACUUUCUGGUCUAUUUUCCUGCUUUUUUCCUCUCAGCAGAAUGUCAGCUGCAGUCUAAUCAAAAGUUUACAUCCAUCUUUCAUCGGCUUUCAUGAGACGAUCAGUGAUUUCGGUCUGAACCAUUCCUCUUUGGGCUGGGAUGAUGAUAUGACAUGCAACUUCAAACAAUUGACACAAAGGUUAUUUACACACACUGGUUUGGAAUCUUCACCUUCAUGUCAUUCAUUUGUCAAUCUUUGUCCAUUGUGACAAAUAAUAUUUCUCAAUAGAGACUUUGGUGUGUCCCUCAUGAGCAGCUGUAAAUUUAAGUUGAACUUAGAGGUGUUGGUUUUAACAAGGCAAUUUUCAGAUGUUAUUAUGAAGCCAAAUUUCUUUAACAUUGACAUUAUGAAAACUGAAGAUAAAAAAGUCACUUGAUUAUGCUGUAAAAUGGCACUGUGUGGCUGGAGGACACACCUUUUAAAUUAACUCUAUAAAAAGACUUGUCAAACAUCCAGCAAAGCUUUCUGGCUCUUACAAAAGGCUGUGAUUGAGGUACAAUUUGCUAAGGGAAAUUUCACCAAAUAUUAGUGGAUUUGAAUGUAUAUAUUAGAGCCUGAACAACCACAACAAAUCCAAGUUUCGGCACCCGUUCCUUGUUUAAAAAGACAUUCAUUGAAUAAUCAUUCCAAGUUAAAAAAAAGGACGGUUUCGACUGCAUCAUUGGGAGUGAGCAGUUUGCUUAAAUUGAACCCCGAUGACGACUUCAUGUAAACUUUUGAGCAGAGCUGUACCUUUUGGACUCAGUUCUUCUCCUUUAUCUUCAUGAAGAUGUUAUAUCUCAAAGUUGUGUCUCUAGCUCUCACUGUUUCUCAAGUUUUCUAAGAAAAGAAGAAAACAAAAAAGAAGAAAAACCUCGGACCCAGCCCACGAUUUUUUUUUUUUAUUUUGAAAAAGAGAAAGAAAGUGCUGUUUCUGUGGUACAGAGGAGACAGAGAGAGAGAGACAAAAAGAAAACCGCUGCCUCAUCUCCCCGUUGGUAAAAACUGUGUGUAUGUGCAUAAAACGUGCGUGAGCUUCUUUGUGCCAAUAGCCGGCCAGCGGAGGCCGCCGGUCGACGCGGCGCUCCUAUGUGACGUGUUGCGACUUUGUAUUUUGGGGACACCUCUGUGUGAAAAGAGUUGUUUUUUUUUCUUCCUCUGUUUGUCCUCUCCUCUCUUCCUUCCUCCCCUUCCCCAUCUCCCUUUCUUUGCUCCUCACCCGCCCUUUCCCCUUCCAACACACCUCUAAAGAGAGGAAAAAUUAGUACAUUCCUGGUUUGGAAAAAAAAAAGAAAAAAAAAAGAUUGAAUAAAAAAACAAACAAAAAUGUUUAAGCACCACA